Messenger RNA from Pediculus humanus corporis (human body louse), 1152 nucleotides. RefSeq lists its product as uncharacterized. The transcript is spliced from 8 exons. NCBI's taxonomy places the organism in Eukaryota, Metazoa, Arthropoda, Insecta, Psocodea, Pediculidae. The record is from RefSeq and is a predicted model, not a curated record. Bases 1 to 1152 code for a protein of 383 amino acids.
AUGAAACUCGUGGUUUUCUCACCGUUAACGAAUCCAUCAAUAUUGGAUGAUCCUUUACAAACUUUAGAAUAUAAAGAAAUAAAAAUUUUCACCGGAAAUUUAACGAGGGAAAAAAUAAGAAUAUUAAAUUCGAAAAAAUUUUUUAUUUUAUUCAAUGGAAAAUCAUCUAAAAUUACACCGAGAUUACGUCUCGAAUAUCAAAGAUGCGGUAAUUCAUACGAAAUAAAUAAUCCGUCGACGGAAAAACCCGUUAAAAAAGAAACGGUUUAUCAAAUAUAUUUAAAAGGGAAAAAUUUAAAUGAUUAUUCGAACGAUACGUUCGCGUUAAAAGUCAAAGAAGGUAUUAAAGAAACGGCAAAAAAUUAUUGCAUUAAAAAUAAUAUUAAAUUUAACGGUAGCAUACCCGUGUACGAAAAUAUCCUCGAAAAAAAAAAGAAAUUUUAUUUUUUCCAUAGAAAUGAAUCCGUUAACUUUCAUCACGUAUCUUUAUGCCCUUUCGAAUGGCCUGAUCAAGAUAUUUGCGCUUUCAUCGAACAUUCCGUUUAUGUAUCAGGUGAAAAAGAUGUUAAGGAGGUUGCAGAUGCUGAAUAUGAAUUAACAUCGGAACAUUUAGAAGAUAUGUGGAAAAAUUGGAAAUUUCCAGAACUUGAAGAAUUAGGGAUUACGGUUGUUGCAUUUAUAUACGUUUUUAAAUUACCAGAAUUAUCUGAAGUUAUUUUAUGGUGGGCUGUUAUCAUAGGAGUUGCCGUUGGUUUAUCAUUAAUCGCUUUGUUUUUAUUUUGGAAAAUAGAAAAAGGAAUUAGUGAAUUGUUUUUGCUUACUUUUAGGAAAUUAAGCGUGAAAGCUGUCUUACCUAAAAUUGUCAAAACAAAAAAUAAAUCAAAGACGAAAGUAUCGAAACGACAAAAAGUUCCUUCGUUUAUGUUAACCGCAGGAACGGGAUCGGAAAAAAAUUUCAAAUCCGAAGAAUUUACGUUAAAAUUUUGCAACAUUGAUAAUUUACUUAAUAAUAAAUCGGAUGUUAAUCAAGUUUCAUCAGAAUCUCCGAUAAAAAUUUUUUUUUGCAUACAUAUUGGAGGAUUUUUUUUCGGUACGAAUAAAGCUUUCGAAGAUGAUGAUGAUGAUGAUAUACAAGAAACAACAGUUAAUUAG